UCUCGCAACUCACGCCCUUGUCAGCUUUUUUUUCUCUCUGGGAACUAUGUUUUGAGUUGGUGGACGUUUACCACUAGGGGUAGGCUGAGCCUGUGGAACAGGGGAGAGAAGCUGUUAGAGACAGGCUGGAGAGAGCCCGGUGAGGAAUUUGAGAGAGAGAGAAUCGACGGCUCACAGAGAGAGAGAAAAACCAAAAUUAAACAGGAGCCAACACAAUGUGUAAUCCAAAAGGCUCCCAACGCCAGAGAGUGAGGGACCCCCCCGAGGGAGGCUGGGGAUGGGUGAUUGUCUUCGAUCUCUUUGCGAUCAAUGUGUUGGCCAUGGGAAUACUGAAAUCAUUUGGGAUCUUAUCUGCAGCACUUCAGGAAACUUUUCAGGCAUCUAUGGAACAGAUUGGCUGGAUUGGAUCGAUUCUAUCAUGCGUGCGUUUAACUGCAGGUCCAAUUGCUUGUAUAUUCUGUGCAAAGAUAGGUGAGAGGCAAACUGGGAUUCUGGGGGCAGCCAUGGUAUCUACUGGAUUGUUCAUAAGUUCAUUCGUUGACAGAAUUGCCUUCCUCUAUGUCACACUUGGCUUAUUGGCAGGAUGUGGGUUUGCCUUCCUAUCCCAGGCUGCAGCUCUCAACACAACCAAGUACUUCCGCAGAAAGCUUACCACGGCAUGUGCCAUUUCCCGCUCUGGCACAGGACUCACUUUCGCCGUGGCACCAUUCCUGCAAUAUCUUCUCUACGAGUACGGCUGGCGAGGUGCGAUAUUGAUUCUGUGUGGAUUAACACUGCAUCUGAUUCCAUUGGGAAUGCUGAAUCGUCCAAUUUAUUUGAAGCAAGACCAGCCUGAAGACUGCGAUCGAAGGGAAUGUCACCAGCGACAGCUUCCCGAUGAUAAAAGGGAUGUGGUCCCUGCUGGAGUGUCAAGGGCACAGCUUCCUAUCAAUCGCCGUGUCAAACCUGUCAGAAGAUCUCUCUCAAGUCAGAGUGGACUGGAGGAGUCGAACUCUUUACAAAGUGAUCUGAAACAAGCUGUGAAGCCCAGUGCUGCUGACGGAUUGUCGAUUUUACAGCCUAAGGAGCUCUCCCUACUCCAGGAUCCUGUUUCAUUAAGACAGAUGCAUUCGACUGCCCUACCUGGCUGUAAAGCCCAAAAUGGUGACUCAAAUCCAUUAGUAGCCACAGAUACCAUACCAACAGACACAAGACACAAGGGCCUAUGUAGGGAAUUUGGUGCACAACUAAAGUCUGUUUCUGACAGUGUGAAAAAUCUCAUUGACUUUACCCUGUUGACAAAUCCACUCUUUAUUAUUUAUACAAUUUGCACCUUUUUCAGCCAAUUGGCCUAUUUCAUACCAUAUUUCCAUGUGGUAGCCAAGGCUAAAGCUUUGGGCAUUGAACCAUUCCAAGCUACAUUACUCAUUUCAGUUGCUGGAAUCGUUGAGAUUGUGGCUCAGCUUAUCUCUGGCUACGUCGCCGACCGUAACUUGAUAGCGAAGUAUCAUUACCACAAAAUCUACUUGCUGUUUUGUGGAGCUGUCAAUCUGCUGGCACCCCUAGCAAAAACGUUCCCAUCACUAAUGGUGUACAUAGUGUUCCUCGCUAUGUUCUGUGGGGGUUAUCUGACUUUGUUGCUUCCAGUCCUGGUUGACUUUAUUGGAGUCCAUAGAAUACACAAAGGAAUGGGCCUUUACCAGUUCUUUGUGGGAAUUGGUUGUUUGAUAGGACCACCAGCAGCAGGUGCUCUUCAUGACUACACCAAAAAUUACGAUGCUUCGUUCCAACUGGCAGGCUCCUGUUACUUUGUUUCAUUCUUAGUUUUAUUCUUUAUUCCACUGGCUGAGAGGAAACUGCAAAAAGAGACUAAGAAAAGAGUAAUAGAAGACUCCACUAACUUAGCGCCGGAAUGUAAUCGCCCUCUAUCUGUUGAGCAGUCACCAGUGAAGGAGUAUCUGGAAUUGGAAAGCAUGGUGUGAAUGUGACCCUGCUCUGCACUGCUUAUGUGAGUGUGGGCAUUGGGAGCACCAACAGACUUUGCCAAUACUGGUGCCUUCAGUUUGAAUUUAAUAAGGGAGGAAAUGCGAAUGGAUGUCAGAUACUUGCACAGAUCACAUUGAGGAGAAACUGGAAAUUUGACAGAUCAAUACGACUGAACUUUUUAUAGCAGUUCCAAGACAAUCAGCAUUGGAAGAAAGGAGCGCAGCACUUUACUUGAAAAUUCAUAUUGAAUACUAAAGAAUAAUUAUUUCAACAUAGCAAUAUUUAUGAUAUUUUCACUUUAUAGGUUUAGAAUAAGUGUAUUUAACAAUGGGCAACCGAGGGACUGAUGCAAGUGAAACCAUCAGUGUAAAGGAAGUUUUAAUGGAUCGGAAGUGACUGGAACCCUUUAAAGUUUAAAAUGAAAUCCAAUGUUACGGUUCGGCAAAUUGUAGAAUUAUUCUAGAAUGAAUACUGAGGAAAUCUUGAGACCAUAUCACUUCCUCGCUCAUGAAGUAGCAAAGAUGAUACAAAUUGGGGGAAAUGCAUAAGAACAAAGAAGAUCUAGGUGAAACAGAGGGCGAGUGUAACACUGUCAUGGAAUGGAUGAUCAGUGAUUCCGAGUUCAAAUCUAUUUCUGUUAGGGUUGUAAUGCUGACUGCAGAUAUGAUAGACUGCAGUGUUGCUCAUUAAUUAAUAUGGCAUCUGUUCCUUUCCAUCCUUCCCUCUAUAUAGUGCCUUGGGACAAUUUUGUAUAUUAAAGUUGCUGUGUAA
Messenger RNA from Chiloscyllium plagiosum (whitespotted bambooshark), 2736 nucleotides. RefSeq names its product putative monocarboxylate transporter 5. The record is from RefSeq and is a predicted model, not a curated record. NCBI's taxonomy places the organism in Eukaryota, Metazoa, Chordata, Chondrichthyes, Orectolobiformes, Hemiscylliidae. Gene Ontology annotation, biological process: transmembrane transport; monocarboxylic acid transport. Gene Ontology annotation, molecular function: monocarboxylic acid transmembrane transporter activity.